AUGUUCACCGAAACCACCAUCGAUCCCGAUCCUCGCCAACCCGCCCGGCAAUCGUGUGCCUUCCCCACGGUAACCAAACCUACUUUGAUGGGAUUUUUUAGCCUCAACCAAGAACGGCAAUACGAUGCAUCCGCCGCCCAGCUCAAGUACCUAACACUGCCCCGCGGCACUUCGCUAACGGAACUGCGCCUCGAUCUGAACGAAGGCUUCGAAACACACCACCCCAAACCGGACAGUACGCAAGAGGAACGGAUCGACAUGCUGCUCACCUUCAUACGCCGCAGCUCCGAUCCGCGACAGCUGUGGAUCCCACAGGAGAACGGCCAGCUACGACUGAAGCACAACUUUGUCUGCUUCCGCGGGUUGCUACGUUUGCUCGCCUGCACGCCGUACGAGUGGAAAACGCCGUGGAUUGUGCAGGCCAUCCGGUACCGGGGAACAAUUUACCUGUGCGAAAAAGCUACCCCCGAAAAGGAGCAAUCGGUGCGGAAUGAAACGGAGCAACAGAAACGGUUCUGCUAUUAUGGAUUUAAGUUCGAACAGCACAUACUAACGCAAGAGCCGGCUGUUGAGCCGGACACUUCGGCACCGGUACGGUUGGGGGAGGAGUUUUGCGCCAUGUUCGACACGACACUGGCCGGUCAUCGGUUGCUUUACGGGGCGGAAAUGGAUGGGAUUGUGACGGAUCGGCCGCUCGAUCGCGAACGGGUCAGUGUGGAUGAGCUGCGCCGGUGUGAGUUCGUCGAGGUGAAGGUAAAGCGGCGCGAAACAGCCCAACGACAGGUGGACAAUUUCUAUCGCUUCAAGACGAAGAACUGGUGGUGUCAAAGCUUCCUGGUGAACGUGCAACGGUUGGUGGUGGGUUUGCGGGACGAUGCCGGCAUUGUGCGGGAGAUAACGAACGUGCGGCUGAAUGACCUGUGCCGCCAAUCCGCCCGGUACUGGUCACCGGCCGUUUGUAUGGACUUUUGUGCGGACUUGCUUUCGGAGAUGGUGCGGGUGCUGGGACGGACGGAUAGCAGCCGGAAGGUGUACCAGUUUGAGUACGACGCUCGGCAAUGCAGACGCGUACGGUAUCGGGUGCUGGAAGGGGAAUCCUUCCUACCGGACUGGUACACCAAGUAUGUUGAGGAAAUGCAACCGAAAUGGAAGGAUUAGCAUCAAGUUUCGCAUUGACAUAAACGGAUCCAUUCCUUUUUAAACUUA
Messenger RNA from Anopheles gambiae (African malaria mosquito), 1206 nucleotides. Its product is annotated as decapping nuclease DXO homolog. The record is from RefSeq and is a predicted model, not a curated record. NCBI's taxonomy places the organism in Eukaryota, Metazoa, Arthropoda, Insecta, Diptera, Culicidae. The transcript has a single exon. Bases 1 to 1158 code for a protein of 385 amino acids. Gene Ontology annotation, cellular component: cytosol; nucleus. Gene Ontology annotation, molecular function: mRNA 5'-diphosphatase activity. Gene Ontology annotation, biological process: nuclear-transcribed mRNA catabolic process; NAD-cap decapping.